AUGUUUAGGACAACGUUGUCGAAGGCCUUGCGCGCAUCCCACCGGUCAUUCCACACCUCCGCGCCGGCGAGCAGAGUUGUUGCGACCAACCCGGUGAAGGCUCAGGAGGUUCCGUCAUGGGCCUCAGGCAACUAUCCUUUGAUUGAGCACGAAUAUGACGCUAUCGUAGUUGGUGCCGGAGGCGCUGGUCUGCGAGCUGCGUUCGGUCUUGCUGAGGCCGGGUUUAACACUGCAUGCAUCACCAAAUUGUUCCCGACAAGAAGCCACACUGUCGCCGCGCAGGGCGGUAUCAAUGCCGCACUCGGUAACAUGACUGAAGAUGAUUGGCGGUGGCAUAUGUAUGACACGGUCAAAGGUUCAGAUUGGCUUGGUGACCAGGAUGCGAUUCACUAUAUGUGCCGGGAGGCGCCUCGCACAGUUAUUGAACUCGAGCACUUCGGUGUUCCCUUUUCCCGAACCAAGGAGGGAAAAAUCUACCAGCGUGCAUUCGGUGGUCAGUCCCUCAAGUUCGGUAAAGGUGGCCAAGCCUACCGAUGCGCUGCCGCUGCCGAUCGUACGGGCCACGCGCUCCUGCACACACUCUAUGGCCAGUCUCUCCGACACAACACAAACUUCUUCAUCGAAUACUUCGCGCUCGACCUCAUUAUGCAGGAUGGCGAGUGUGUUGGUGUCAUGGCGCUGAAUAUGGAGGACGGCACGCUUCACCGGUUCAGGGCACACAAAACUGUGCUUGCUACUGGUGGCUACGGACGUGCAUACUUCAGUUGCACGAGUGCGCACACUUGCUCGGGUGAUGGUAACGCGAUGGUUACCCGCGCUGGUCUUCCCCUCCAGGACCCGGAGUUCGUUCAGUUCCACCCCACUGGUAUCUACGGUGCUGGUUGUCUGAUCACUGAAGGUUCGCGCGGUGAGGGAGGAUACCUCAUCAACUCCGAGGGUGAGCGGUUCAUGGAGCGUUAUGCACCGACCGCGAAGGAUCUUGCAUCUCGUGAUGUCGUGUCCCGUAGCAUGACGAUAGAGAUUCGCGAGGGUCGUGGCGUUGGUCCUGAGAAGGACCAUCUCUUCCUGCAGCUCAGCCACUUGCCCCCCCAAAUUCUCCACGAGCGUCUGCCCGGUAUCUCGGAGACUGCUUCGAUCUUCUCUGGUGUCGACGUAACGAAGGAGCCCAUCCCUGUCCUGCCCACUGUCCACUACAACAUGGGCGGUAUCCCCACGAAGUACACGGGUGAAGUUUUGACGGUCGACGAGACCGGCAAGGACAAGGUCGUGCCGGGUCUCUACGCCGCCGGUGAGGCUGCGUGUGUGUCCGUGCACGGUGCGAAUCGUCUCGGUGCGAACUCACUCCUGGACAUCGUCGUCUUCGGUCGUGCUUGCGCGCAUCAUAUCAAGGAGACGCUCAAUCCUGGCAAGCCCCACAAGGCGAUCCCUCAGGAGGCUGGCCUGCACAGUGUUGAGUUCUUGGACAUGAUCAGAAAAUCGGACGGCCCCAUCCACACAGCGAAAAUCCGUCUCGACAUGCAGAAGGCCAUGCAGGCUGACGCCGCUGUCUUCCGCACACAAUCGACUCUUGACGAAGGUGUGAAGAAGCUGCACAAGAUUUACCGAACCUACGAGCAGGUCGGCAUUAAGGACAGGAGCAUGAUCUGGAACUCGGAUCUCAUUGAGACGCUUGAACUUCGCAACCUUCUCCAGUGUGCCGUUCAGACCAUCACUGCUGCUGCUGCCCGUCAGGAGUCUCGUGGUGCGCACGCACGUGAGGACUAUCCUGAGCGUGACGAUGAGAAAUGGAUGAAGCAUACCCUGACAUGGCUGCCGGACGUCGAGAAGCCCGACGUCACGAUCAAGUACCGCAAAGUUCACGACAGGACACUGGACGAGAACGAGUGCAAGCACGUGCCGCCGUUCAAGCGCGUCUAUUAG
Messenger RNA from Laetiporus sulphureus 93-53, 1920 nucleotides. Its product is annotated as succinate dehydrogenase. The coding region runs from base 1 to 1920 and encodes 639 amino acids. Gene Ontology annotation, biological process: mitochondrial electron transport, succinate to ubiquinone; tricarboxylic acid cycle. The transcript is spliced from 14 exons. Lineage: Eukaryota; Fungi; Basidiomycota; Agaricomycetes; Polyporales; Laetiporaceae. The record is from RefSeq and is a predicted model, not a curated record. Gene Ontology annotation, molecular function: flavin adenine dinucleotide binding; electron transfer activity; succinate dehydrogenase (quinone) activity.